Elgaria multicarinata webbii is the source of this 1439-nucleotide messenger RNA. RefSeq names its product DAP3 binding cell death enhancer 1 (gene DELE1). Gene Ontology annotation, biological process: extrinsic apoptotic signaling pathway via death domain receptors. Bases 41 to 1222 code for a protein of 393 amino acids. Gene Ontology annotation, cellular component: mitochondrion. Lineage: Eukaryota; Metazoa; Chordata; Lepidosauria; Squamata; Anguidae. Gene Ontology annotation, molecular function: protein binding. The transcript has 10 exons. The record is from RefSeq and is a predicted model, not a curated record.
UCUCUCUCUAUGAUCCUACGGGCCGGCCGAGCGAGCGGAGAUGUUGUGGCGUUUGCUGUGGGGUCUCAGCCGAGGAGUGAGACCCCCCGGAGGUGGAGCCGUCGGCCUUCCCCGUCCUCGUCCCGUGGGCCCCGUCCAGCCUCAUGAGGGGGAGCCCUGGCUGGGCCAGGAGCCUGCGCAGACCAGCAGCAGCUGGCAUGGCAGGAAUCAGCAGCACAAGGCCUGUGGAUAUGGGAAUCUCUCGCACUGCUACACUCCCUUGGAUGCCUUCACCUGGAGUACAUUGGCUUUUCUUGCCAUGGAGCUAGCCAAGCAUGUCCGGUGGCUGAGCUCUGUACAAGUAUGUGACAGAGAUGCUGUGAUUCAUCAGCUAGAGGGCCAGCUUGCUAUUUUGUCCCAGCAGCAGCAGCAAACAGAUUCUCCCACAUCUACCUGCUCCAGCAAGGAAGAGGAACAGCACUUCUUCGUGGGAGUGGACUCUGGCUAUGCAUUGAAGAAUCCAUUUUCUAUCAAAACAUCACAGCCAAAAGAAUAUGCAUUUCUCUCAGAAAGAGAGGAUAUUGUGUUUCUGUCUAGCACAAGACUUGAACCAGACUCAUCCCUAUUGCAUUUGCAGGGCAACCUGGAAGACGAAGAGUCUGUUAAGGAAGCUGCUUCUCAAGUGCAACAGGUGUUCCAAGCCAGCAUUUCCAUGGCAUCCAACAUCCUUGGGCUUGAGAAUAUACAGGAUGGGCAGCAGAGAAUUGCCUUUUCCUGCUUCAAGCUGGCUGCAGACCAGAACUAUAGCAAAUCUCAGUUCAAUGUGGGGUUGUGUUAUGAACAUGGAAGAGGCACUAAGAAGAACAUGGCCAAGGCCGCCCUCUACUAUCAGCGAGCAGCUCACCAGGGGCACCCCAGGGCCCAAUGCUGCUAUGCUAAGUGGCUUCUCCACCACUGUCCCAGAACAGAAAAUGGCAAUAUAAAGGAAGCAGUUGCUGGACCAGGCACCCAUUGCAGGGCUGACCCAGCUGUGCACCACUGGUAUCAGUUACCGUUGGCAGAGAGAACAUUCUCAUCCAGCCCCUGCCUUCAGAGCCUGGAUCAGCCAUUGACUCCUCAUGUGUCUCUUGAGCUGCAUCACUCUUGGAGCACAGGAAGCCUCAGAGAUGUGGCAAAUAGCUCUGUGAUGCCUAGUCCAAGUUUUUCAGAUGGCUUCUCCUUCAAGCUACAGUUCUUAGCCUAGCUCCUGGAAUACAAUUAGCUAACAAGACUAAUGAGGAAACAUUCUUCUCAGAAAAUGUUGGUUCUGGUUCUGGCUAGCACUACUUUUUAAGAAACAAAAAGAUAUGGACAUUACAGGGAAUGUCCAUGUCUGUAUUUGUUAGUUCCCCAAAUAAAUUUCAGCUUGGGAAUUGUAUCAAUAAAUGUUGCAGCCAAAUAAAGCAGGUCUGAUGGUGUAA